AUGUAUGAUUGUCCUGAUGAGCUUAGAGAUGCAUUUAAACAAGAUACAUCUUCCCAAGUCAUAAACAGAAGUACCAUUGUGAAACCAACAUACAGUCUCUACUACCUAGGUCUACUUGUAGAAGAAUUGCACAGCAUUUCAUAUACACAUUUGACACUUUCUGUUCUCCAACUGUCAGAGGUUAUCGCACAUGACAUUGUGGAAAGUAAAAGUCUGUCGGAUUUCUACCAUCUAAAAAUUUCUCAAAUAUGUGGAGAUUUAAAACUCUACAAUGCA
Molecule: messenger RNA, 276 nt
Organism: Staurois parvus
Lineage: Eukaryota; Metazoa; Chordata; Amphibia; Anura; Ranidae
Source: the annotation of a GenBank genome assembly